AUGUUAAGGCAGGAAUCCCGGAGAACACGAUUACGUCGUAUUAAGAGGUAUGGAAACAAGGCUUUCCAGUAAGUGAUGGAAAAUAACGCCGUUAUACCUUUCAGGAGCGCCAGGAGAACGCCGAUGACAUUCGAAACCAUCCCUUUAGGCGACCAGACAGACGACGGUAAUGUGACUUCUUGAACUUAUUCUCCGAAAGUGUCAUCAGCUAGCGAUCAGAUGCGUAUAUUUCUUCUGAUAUGUAAGCAAAUGGCAACACUGCCGUCCACAAUCGAUGUCACUGAGAGCCACUGGAAGGUUAUUUCCAACUACGGGACAAAAGCUUCCGAAACCAAUCGGUAUGCUACCCAAUUUAUAACUCCCUCUUGCGUUAGACCUACUGCCUCACAUGCCUUGGUGGGCACAAUGUAGACGACUGGAAAAGUCGCUGGACAGCUACGUCCUAAGAAAACUAAAGACGUAAGUUUAAUUGAGUGCAGUUUAUCAAAACUUAUUCUGAAUUUUAGACAACAUCCCAGGAGCUUGUACUGA
Messenger RNA from Spirometra erinaceieuropaei, 531 nucleotides. NCBI's taxonomy places the organism in Eukaryota, Metazoa, Platyhelminthes, Cestoda, Diphyllobothriidea, Diphyllobothriidae. The record is from the annotation of a GenBank genome assembly.